Boleophthalmus pectinirostris (great blue-spotted mudskipper) is the source of this 1109-nucleotide messenger RNA. RefSeq names its product interferon-inducible GTPase 5-like. The record is from RefSeq and is a predicted model, not a curated record. Gene Ontology annotation, cellular component: membrane. Lineage: Eukaryota; Metazoa; Chordata; Actinopteri; Gobiiformes; Gobiidae. Gene Ontology annotation, molecular function: GTP binding.
AUCCUCCAGACACGAGGAGCUGCCCAGACUGUGAAUGUGAGAACAGUUGAAGUUUUCUUUUCAUCAACUUCUCAGCUAACAUGGCUAAUUCUGAAGAUCUUUCUUACGAGAUAGAGGAAGUUAAAGUGGCGAUGCAAAAUGGAGAUCUUGUUUUGGCAGCUGCCAAGGCCAAAAAUGUCUUAGAAAAAAAGGAGAAUACAUCUCUUACCAUUGCAAUCACAGGAGAACGUGGAUCUGGUAAUUUAACAUUAGUGAACACUUUAAGAGGCGUCAGUGAUGAUGAUGAAGCAGCAGCUCCUGUUGGUGAAGUAGAAACAACAAAGGAGCCAACUGAAUACAGUUACCCCAACAAUCCCAAAAUUAGAAUCUGGGAUCUUCCUGGAAUUGGCUCCAUUAAAUUUCCUGCUGAUCAGUAUCUGAAGAAAAUGCGUUUUGAAAAGUUUGAUUUCUUCAUUAUCGUCUCUGACACUCGCUUCAGAGAAAAUGACGCCAAACUCGCUCUGGAAAUUCAAAAGAUGAAGAAAAAGUUUUACUUCAUUUGUGCAAAAAUCGACAACAAUAUAAGAGACGCAGAAAGACGCCAGAAGGACAAAGAUCAAACCCUUCAGGAAAUCAGAGACAACUGCAUUCAAAAUCUUAAAGAGCUGAACAUUGAGUCUCCAGGUUUUCUGGUGUCUGCUCAUGAGCUUCAUUUGUACGACUUCCCUUUGCUUUGUGAGACCCUCGAGCUGGACCUGCCCGAGCUCCAAAGAGACGCUCUUCUCUUGGCUCUGCCCAACAUCAGCCUGGACGUCAUCAACAAGAAGAAAAAAGAACUACAAAAAUGGAUUCUGUUAAAGGCAGUAAUGUCUGCUGCAGGAGCAGGUGUUCCAUUCCCUGGUUUAUCUGGUCUGAUCGAUGUCGGGAUCAUUGUGUCAUUCACAAAAGAGUGUCAGGAUUCCUUUGGUCUUAGCCCUGCAGCACUACAAAACCUCUCAUGUUUGUCUGAUGUGCCUCUGGAGGAGUUAUUGAAAGAGUUGAAAUCUCCAUUGGCUGGAAAACAAAUCCUCUGUUUAGGCUGCCUCCAGGAGAAGCUGACAACGCACAAACUGUUUUCACCAGAGCCUUAA